AUGGCAGAGCUAAGGCUCUCAAUACCUCCAGCCGUUCUUCAACAGAUGGUUGCUUUGGCUGCUGAGAUUACUAUUAUUGAAAAUGGUCUCGCUCAAGCACUUACUCUGGCAGACCGAACCAGAUUUCGCACAUCUACAGAGUUGACUAACUACCUCUCUCAUAAGCUAGACAAGCACUUCUACACUACCGUUAGCCAGCGGAUUGGAUUCCAGCGAGCGGCGUUUCUCUCUGCCUCUGCAGCUAUGAAAGAAACGGCUGAUACCUGUUUCGAAGAUUGGGGCUCCACCAUAGAUAGCUUUAAAAGGGGCGUGGAAAAGAUACCAGUUCUGCAGGCAGAGAUAAAGAGCUUUACAAGCACUACAGAGCAUGGGCUGCAGGAAGACCUAAAGGACAUAAAGACGAUCAACCAAUCUCUUAUCAACCAAGAGAAAGAAGCGCACAGUCUCCUUACAGAAAGGAUAGCAGCUCUACAACAAAAGACUUUGGAAACUAUCAAGCCAGUAGGGUCUCUGCACUCUACCAUAGAUGCGACAAAGGACGAGCUUCGACAUCUUAAGUACCAGCAACGGCUACGGUCCCAAGCCAAUGAAGAUAAGUUCUCGUCUCUGCGGUCUGCUCUUGAUAAAGGGAAUUUUCAGGCUAUUCGAAGAGACCGGGUAUUUAAACAGGCAGAGUCAGAUAUUCUGGAAAAGCUCAACCCGCUUCUCUUUCACCAUAUGUCUGAGGAGAGUAACUCCUCAAAAGAGCAACUACGUAAUCUGCACACCACCAUCUCUACUCAGCUGUCUACGCUGCGCGACUGGGAAAACAAGUUGAACGCUAUGGCAUCAAUCUUUACCAGAGAUCACUACACUACCGUUAAAAAACCGGUGGAGAGAUCCAUUGAAUCAAUGCGCACUGAAAUAGUAGCACAACAAGAGCGCGUAAUACUAGACUUACGCUCCAUUCGGGAUGAGUUGAACAGUGCUUAUCUUGAACACAAGCGCGGAACAGAACUUAUUCGCAAAGUCAAGAUCGAAAUGGACACUAUGAAGCAGAAGUGGCAUCAGAGUAUAGAUCUUCUCAAGAAGAAGUACAUGCUCAACGACUUGGAAGAGUUGCGCCGUAUUUACGAGAAGGAGAUCCCAGAGGCCUCUAGAUCCAAGGCUUUCGAGCUCUGUGCGGAUGCUGAGACGACACUGGCAUCCACUGAGCAGGCUGUUAAGAUGUGGAGCGAUCUCAUGGCCCAAAGGGUCGAGUCAGAAGAUGCAAAAAUGAAGAAAAUGGAGCAGACGCUUAACAGACUCUUGAGCGAGUUGAUUCUAACCACGCACACACGUUCUCUGGGAAUAGAUGAGUUGAAUAGGCGGCUUUCCCACAAGGCCUUCGAGCUAACUCAGCUUGUUGGUACCCGCAUGGAUGACGCUCAGUUCAAGCAAAAACUCGCAGAAAAGGUGAGCAAAUCCGAUACAGAUAUAGCAUUUGGUGUGUAUUGUCCUGCGGAACACGAAGAACAGGUCAUCCCUCAGCCCCCUCGUGGUAGGAUUAACGCCAGCAACUCAUACCGUCCUCAAUCUGCCAAUAAUAUUAAUAAGAAAGUAUGGAGCGAUAAGAAGAUUGCUGAAGAUAGCAGAUUGCUUCGAGAGUAUCAGAAUCAGUGUGCACUAAAGAGCGAAGAUUUCAGCUUUAUCAAAUACUUUACAACUGCAAUCAUGAACGAAAAAUCCGGAUUAAUGAGUGACCCUUCUCUAGCAGAUACGGAGUCGACUAUAUAUGCAGGUCCACACGGUAAUGCCGUACUUGAUAGCGAUCACGUCGCCACACACGUUUUGCAGGUCAGUCCCAGCUUGGUGCAACAGAGGGUUGCAGCCAGCCUAGCUCUCAGGGAGGCUUCUCAAAAGUCAAUCAGCUCUCCGCUACCAUUAUCAGUCCCAUCUGCUAUGCCCGCUUCGAGUAAGGAGCAAAUAAGGCUGCGCCCCGGAACCGAGGCCCUUUUCCCCAAGGAAAAAACUGCAUCUACCGUAUCACUGACUAAUAUUUACAUGGCAGAGUCAGCGAGUGCCUCCCCAACAGAAGCAACCUCGCAGCACCAGCGAUUAAAUCAUACGGGUCGGAAUCUCCGAGGACGCCGGUCGUACCAUGCACGAAUAGCACAAACUAUUCUGAAUGCAAACGAGGAUCUAAACAAGCUAACUGACAGUAUCGCCAAAGCAGAACGCGACCUAGAGGAAGCUGAAAGCAAGCGAGCCAUAAAUGCCGAUUUGACCGGCAUCAGAGUCAGAACGCGAGCUACCUCCGAAGGCAUAUCAUCAAGGCACCAGCAGGUGAUGUCUGUGCCCUCAAGCGUGCACGGAAGAAGUCGCUCUGGUAAGGUGGUAUCCGCUGGCACUGAAACGUCUCUGCUGCACGAAGAUGAUAAAGCCGUGAUUUUCACAACCAGUGACAUCAAUCCAGAGGUCUUAGCGUAUAGCAAAUCGGAAUCUAAAGAUAAUUAUAGAGCACAGAGAUAUCCUGAUGGCAUUAACCCCCGAACAGGUCUCUUCGAGGAAAUUUCACCGUUCGAAUAUCAACAGCCCAGGGUAAAACAUAGCACGGUCACAAAAUCUACUCCUUCGUUGCCGGCCAUGCCAGAAGAACUUGUGAUUGUCAGUCACACUCUGGGGAAGGAUCAGAAUAGACAGCGACAACAGUUGAACGCUCGACGCACAGUGCGCUCUGCUGUUCCCGUUGGCGAGCAAUAUCUGUUGAAGCAGUGUGAACCCCCACUAACCACCUCUAUGGACGAUAUCUACGUUGAAUCUGUCAAUACCAACAAAGAGAGUGGCCUUACUAGCGCAGAGGCUAACAAGUUACCGAGAGCAUACAGCGCCAAUGCGGCUUUGAAAGCUAAAAGAGAUCUAGCUACUAACUCGCUUCUUGGCGAUGAACCAGAUAAGCUGGGGGCCUUUUUGACCAUGGGCAACCCAGGGAGAGAAUGCCUCCCUAAAAUACUGGGCGGAAUCAUGGGCACACCGGUGCGCCUACCAGCGUCAAGACAAAGAAAUCCGUCAAGGCAAUCAUGGGAAGAAAAAGCUCUUCGGCGGCUAUCCCAUGCUAGAGCAGAAGAUCCCGCUACCAAAUCAACAAUCGACAACACCGAAAAGGUUCUGCGAGAGGCUGAAAAAGCUAUUCACCAAGACUAA
This is a messenger RNA of Giardia duodenalis, 3162 nucleotides long. RefSeq lists its product as uncharacterized. Lineage: Eukaryota; Fornicata; Diplomonadida; Hexamitidae. Bases 1 to 3162 code for a protein of 1053 amino acids. The transcript has a single exon. The record is from RefSeq and is a predicted model, not a curated record.